AUGCAAGGAGAUACAAUAAACAAAUAUUUGCUAAUAUUUACAUUUACUGUUGCUUUAAUAGCUCUCAUAAUUUUACUUUUCAUAUUUCUGAAAGAUAAAUUUUGUCAGCGGAAAAAUCAUUAUCCCAAACAUUCAUACAAUCAGACAAUACCGCUACAACAACAGAAUGAAUUCAGUGAAAUUUUACACGAUACACCGAAUAAAAUUUUAUUAAGAUCCGAUGGUGCAAUACCAAUCGAUUUGCCAGAUUUGGAUUACAUCGAUGAACGUAGCAUUCAUUUGGUGUCACCAACAAUUGUCAUUCAUUCAUUAAAAAAUUCACCUGUAUCAUUAUGA
Messenger RNA from Brugia malayi, 336 nucleotides. RefSeq lists its product as uncharacterized. The record is from RefSeq and is a predicted model, not a curated record. The coding region runs from base 1 to 336 and encodes 111 amino acids. Lineage: Eukaryota; Metazoa; Nematoda; Chromadorea; Rhabditida; Onchocercidae. The transcript is spliced from 2 exons.